This is a messenger RNA of Chelonoidis abingdonii (Abingdon island giant tortoise), 1290 nucleotides long. RefSeq names its product serpin family E member 3 (gene SERPINE3). Gene Ontology annotation, biological process: negative regulation of endopeptidase activity. The record is from RefSeq and is a predicted model, not a curated record. Gene Ontology annotation, molecular function: serine-type endopeptidase inhibitor activity. NCBI's taxonomy places the organism in Eukaryota, Metazoa, Chordata, Testudines, Testudinidae.
CUCAGCCACACAGGACACAGCAAGGCAAUUAAAUACAGCUAACUGUGUAAUUAUCUGUGGGAGAUAUUCCAUAGGGUGCCUUCAUGUUGCCCCUUGUCUUCACUGUGCUCGUUCUGUACUCUUGCUUCCUAACCAGUGGAAGCUGUGACCCUUAUGAUGAGCUAAAGGAAUUGAAAACUGAAUUUGACAUCAAUCUCUACCACCGAUUAGCAGAACCAGAGAACAGAACUAACUUGAUAGUUGCACCAGCAAGUGUGUCUAUUUCUUUGGGGCUACUGCAGUUUGGAGCUCGAGGAAACACCUUUAUGCAGCUGGAAAAUGCUCUUGGGUACAGCGUCCAUGAUCCUAAAAUGCAAGACUUCUUGCAUACUGGAUACGAAGAAGUGACCAAUUCUAGCCAAGGGCCUGUGGUUCAGCUGGCAUGUGCCCUAUUUGUGCAAGCUGGAGUUCACCUGUCUCCUGACUUCAUUGAACAUACUGCACUCUGGGCAAACAGCAGCCUGCAAAAAAUCAACUUCAGUGAGCCUAACAGCACUGCUGCACAGAUAAAUGAAUGGGUUACCAGUAACACUGAAGGUGGAGAUGCAGACUGCAUACAUCUGGAUACAGUUGGUUCACCACUUACUCAGAUGGCUUUGGUGAGCACCAUGCAUUUCAAAAGCAUGUGGCAAAAGAAACUCUCUUUCACAGAUACUCAGUCCUUGCCUUUUACCACUGCGGAUGGCAUCACCCUGAAAGUGCCCAUAAUGUGCCACACGGCUGAAGUCAAUUAUGGUCAGUUCCACACCGCAUUGCUGGAGCGGUUCAGUGUAGCCGAGUUGCCUUACCUGGGGGAGACAGUCAGCAUGUUUGUGGUGCUUCCCAGUGAUAGGAGGACAUCUCUGUCCCAUAUUGAGUCACAUCUCUCAGCUAAAAUCAUCACUGUUUGGGCCAACAGCUUAAAAAGAAUGAAGAUGGAUAUUUUCCUACCUAGAUUCAGAAUUCAAAGUCACUUUGACUUAAAAAUGGUUUUACCUGCCUUGGGAAUUACAGACAUGUUUGAUCCAACUGAGGCUGAUUUUAAAGGUAUUUCAGAGCAAGGCGGGCUUUACAUUUCAGAAGCUAUUCAUAAAGCAAAGAUUGAAGUGACAGAAGAAGGUACAAAAGCAUCAGGAGCUACAGCUAUGGUGCUAUUAAAAAGAUCUCGAACUCCUAUUUUCAAAGCAGACAGACCUUUUCUCUUUUUCCUAAGGCACGCCAAUACAGGUAAGCAUAAUUCAUUUGUUCAGUAUAGGAGUCACUCACCUAAUA